GCAUGGGUGAUGGGGCAAACAAUACGUAACAGGCGGUGUACCCAUUCGUUUGUUAAUUAUUUUGUUGCAAAACUAAUUAGUUGAACGAACAGAGGUAGACGAUCUGAAAAAACGAACCUGCUGCUCCUGCUGGUUGGCAGUCAGUGUUGCAAGGCAGUUUUAAGUAAAACUUGACUUAAACUUCCUUGAGCAUGGCAUCGAAUAGUGAUGGGGGAGCUGGCAGCAGCAAUACCCUGUCAAGAAAUUUUGCAACCAGAGACUACGAUCCGUAUAUGCAGCAAUUCGAAAAACCGAACAACGAACUGAACACCCCGAGAAGAAGAUGUGAUCAUGAUAUUGAUUAUUAUCGCGAACAACAUCGGGCUGUGAUGAAUCAACUGGAAGUGUCCAGUCAGGAUUCAGCGUCGCUGCGCAACAAAUACACGGAACUCGUAACGGAAAAUAAGCAAUUAAGAGACGAAAAUCAGCGACUGUUGAAGGAACUGACUGAACACAAUGGCAAUGCUUCCGAAGCCUUAUUUAUGUCCCACACUCAAGCAUUGUCGAAGCUGGAAGUUGCGCAAGACGAAAAUGCUCGACUCCAUAAGCAGUGCGAGGUUUUAGGUCAAGAACGAGGAGCCGCACAACGAGAUGUGCAAAGCCUGAAGCAACAGCUGGUGAAACUUUGCAAAGACUACGCAAAAUACAGGGAAGCGCAUCAGAAAUUACAGCAACAGUAUGAAGAAUCAGUUAACAUGACUAUCAAGGCUAACAAGGAUAUAAAACGCUUGACUGAUGAACGAAACGCUACUAUGGCUGAAUAUACCCUUAUCAUGAGCGAAAGGGACACCGUGCACAAAGAGAUGGAAAAGCUGAGCGACGACUUAUCGCAAGCAAUGAAAAAACUGAAACUGCUUGACGGCGAUAAUAAGGAACUGCAAGAGGCGAAACGAGGAAUGAAUUAUCAGCUUGAAUCUCUCAAAAGGGAAAUUGCCAGUGCGUUACAUGAAAGAGACAAGGCCCUGAAAGAGUGCAAUGAUUUGCGAGAGAAAUUUGGGGAGCUGGGAGCAGCGUCUGAAGAUGGCCGCCUUUUACUGGGUGAUCAAAUGAAGAAGAGUCGAGGGCGUUUGAUCGACAGUUUGGGCACUUUGGGCGAUGGCGGCGGUAGAAAAGAACACUUACGGGACGACUCGCGUUCUAUUAAUCAAAGACAACGGCUGGACAACUUGGACCAAGCGAAUCAGGAAUUGGAAUCUCUUAGGAAAAGUCUAGAUAAGGCACAGACCGAACUAGCUGAAGCUGUACAAGAAGCUGAAGUAUCCAAAGGUAGGCGAGACUGGGCGUUCUCGGAACGGGACAAAAUUGUCCUGGAAAGAGAAAGCAUUCGGACUUUAUGCGACAAUAUGCGUAAAGAACGAGACAGGGCGGUGUCGGAAUUGGCUGAAUCUCUACGAGAAUCUGACGCUAUUAAAAAGCAACGAAACGAGCUACUGAAAGAAAACAAGGUUUUGCGCGAAGCUUUGGAAGCUCAAAUAGAGCGCGAAGGACGACUAUCUCAGACGAACGUUGAGGAGCAACAGCACGCCUGUGGACAUACUGAGGUGAUUCAAUUAGAUCUUACCAACUCUGAUGAGGAAGCUCUGGAGUUUGCCGGCGGCCGAGAUUUUCCUGGUGACGGUUCCGUCUAUGUGGCAUCGGUAGCACCUGGAUCUUCAGCCAUUGGUAAAUUCUUCCCACACGACAGGAUCGUUCGAGUGAACGAUGUGGAUUGCAGCCAGGCCUCGUUGAGAAUGGUGACCGAGGCAAUCCGAUCCAGCAUGCCCGCCGCUCAUGUUCUGGUGCGUCGUACCAGAUGUGCCAGAAAUGAGAUUAGAGCGUCUGGAGAAAAAGUCGCCAAGUGGAUUCACACUGCCAGACUUGCACCAGGUUGUCAUGGACUUUCACUGAAAAUGGGCGUUUAUAUAAAUCGCAUAAGCGAUGGCAGCUUGGCGGCAAGAGAUAAGAGUCUCACUGUGGGUGAUCGCGUUAUACGAAUCAACGAUAAAUUGAUGGACGACAUUGAGGGAGUACGGGAGGCCAUGCAAGUGCUUAAUGAUGAGAGCACUGAUGUGAUUAACAUCACCACUUUGAAAAUGAGCUACCCCGAGUGUCCGAAUGUUUUCACCCCUGUAAGAAGAAACAAAAAGGAGACCAGAAGCUCGCAGACCGAAGAUUGGUUGCGUCAGAAUGAGUACAAAUACGGCAAUCAGGAGAGAAACAGCAGCGCCUGGUUGAAGGAGAAGCUGGAAUUGGUGAGAGGCCCUUGGCGGCAUUCGAAAGAAGAUAAAAAGAAGCACCGAAACAGCUCACCUAAUCCUAUAGAUUUUGGGCAUGAGCAGGCUAUAGCAGAACUGGAUUCGGUUUUGGAUAGUUACCAUCACAGCAACACGAUUAAGCGAACAUCGGCCGUGGCAAAACGUCAUUUGUCCCAGCCAAAAGAAGAGAAAAACAACGGGGGCACUUGGCCAAAAGCUAGAGCAACAGCUGUAUUAACUUCAGGUGGAGGUACUGUAGUUACCAGAACCAAAGAACGUCCUCCCUUAAGUAUUCUAGCUCAACCCAAAGAGUCGCAAGAUUAUUAUCGAAAUUCCACUCCAGUUCCACUAAUGCCACAAAAUCCGCACUCCGGCAAUCGACAUUCGGUGUGCAAAAGCGUUGAUGCGAGCCACCACUUUACAAUGCCAGCCGAUUCCUUUGAAAUAGUCAACAGGGUUGGUACGUCUAACAGACACAGCGUUAAUAUGAAUUCGGAUAACAGCCUCGAUAUGCCAGUUCAACGAUUGUACGAUAAGGACUUGUUACCGUAUUAUAAAAAGAAUACCCGAUCAGUGAGCAAAUACGGCUCAGACUCAGAACGGGAUAUAAGUUUGGGAACGUCUCACGAUGGCGGGCCGUCUCACUCGCGCGGCCCCAGCCAGCUGUUUGUUCCUCCAAGGAUGCACUAUCCAUAUCAUCCCCAUCCUCAUCCCCACAAUCACUCGAGGGAGAGUUUCAACUUUGAACAUUAUCAACACAACCACAGCCCGUCUGUUGAUGCUGGAACCAGAAGACGGCCUGACCUACUUGAGACUGGUGGGACAUACCCAAGGAACCCUAGAAACAGGGAGCAGCGAUUUCGUGUCCCCUCCAAUCCUAGUGUAACGUCCAAAGUGAGUACCGGCAGCAUAGAGCGUGGUAGCUCGGAAAGAGGCAGUCCCAUGCCGAUUUUUCACGUAGAAGUGUUGAGUAGCCCUGGGGAUCAUUCAUCUCAACCCAACACUCCAAAGGACUACUGUCCUUGGGGCCAUAAACCAUUGCCAGGCGAACUGCGGAGAGUUCAUAUAGAAAAGUCUAAUGAGCCUCUUGGAAUUCAAAUAGCGGACACUGGUGGAAUUUUUGUUUCAACUGUUACUGAAGGCAGCUUGGCCAGUCGCGUCGGUUUGCAAAUUGGCGAUCAGCUACUGGAAGUUUGCGGCAUCAACAUGCGCAACGCUACCUACAAUUUAGCAGCAAGUGUUUUGAUGCAAUGUGGAGAUUCGAUCACAUUGCUUGUACAGUACAGUCCCGAAAAGUUUCGAGAGAUGACUGAAGGAGCAGAAUCUCUCUCUGGCACAUCAUCUAACGAAGAUGAUGAGGACGACGAAGACGAAGAUGCUGAAGGAGAUCCCACUCCAUGCAAUUCUCCGAAGGAAGUGAGAAAAACCCCUCUGAAAAAUAAGCCUUCGCCUCUGAUACUAAUGCAACGGCAAAGCGGCGUACCAGGAGUAAGCAGAGGGUCAAUGGAAGAGCCCAGAUACUUGUGCAUCGAAACGCUAAAAACAUCAAAUUUGGGGAUAUCUCUAGUCGGAGGCAAUGCUGCUGGCAUUUUCAUCCACUCGGUUCAAUCGGAUUCAUUAGCCUAUCAUGCAGGUUUGCGGACGGGAGAUCAAAUACUGGAAUAUAACGGAACUGACUUGCGAUCUGCCACAGCAGAAGAAGCCGCCUAUGAGCUGGCUAAACCUGCUGAUAAAGUGAAGGUUUUGGCCCAUUAUCGAAUUGAUAAAUACAAGGAGAUUAAGGACAAUCCGGGCGACAGUCUGUACGUGCGCUGUGGAUUCGAUAGAAGUGGAAAUGACCUUACUGACCCUCCACAACUGGCAUUUAGCAAAGACGACGUUCUUUACGUGGACAACACCAUGUUUAAUGGUGUCCCUGGACAAUGGCGCGCCUGGAGAUUAGAUGGAGAAGGGCAUAGACAACAAUGUGGCGUGAUUCCUAGCAAGUAUAAAGUAGAAGAAGAAAUGCUGCUGCGUCGUGGAGGAGGAGACGCCCUUGAAGGCCGCACGGCAGCCACAGCAAGGCGUAGUUUUUUUAGGCGAAAAAAACAUCAACGAGAUGGAAGCGGAUCUUCUGGUUUAGGUUCCACUGGUUCACGAGACUCGAAGGAAUUGGCGAGCUUUUGCAAUUUGUCCUCAGGAUGGUACUCUGAUAGUGGAUCUCUUCAUGAAGACUUGUCGCAAGUAUCAUAUCAGCGAGUAGAAAGACUUCAAUAUCCCGAGUUUCGUCCAGUGUUAGUUUUGGGGCCUUUGGCGGAAUGCGUUGCCGAUAAGUUGGUUACCGAUUUUCCAGAAAAAUUUCAAAGGGCUGUAACUGAUACUAGACGCUGCAAUCAAGCACAACUCGAUAGGGAAUUGGAGGAUGGUCUCAUCAUAGAAUACCGACGUCGAGGAUCGUGCUUCGAAUGCAUAACCGUCCAAGCUGUAAAGGCUGUGGCUAAUGCCCGAUUGCACUGCAUGUUGGACUCUUCUAUUGCAAGUGUGCAACGAUUGAGGCGAUUGCAAAUCAACCCUGUGGUAUUACUGAUUAAAUUCAAGAGUACGAAACAGAUCAAGGAAGUUAAGGAUGCUCGAUACAGCCUGGACAAAUUAUCGGGCAAAGCUGCUAAAGAGAUGUUUGAGCAUGGUCACAAACUAGAAGCAGAAUAUCGGCAUUUAGUUACGGCCGUAGUCUCGGCUGGUGCUAACGUUGCACAUGUAUGUGCACAAGUUAAAGCUGCCGUGGAAGUGGAACAUAGAAAAAGCCAAUGGGUCUCUGUCGGUUCCAGUCACUAAGUACUUCAGAUUUAUCAAAUUCCCGUUAGUUUGAAAGAAAUUAUUUCUUAGAGUAACAUUUUGACCGGAACACUGAAUACAAAGUUUAUGUGGGUGUCUACUAACGCACAUUUUUCUACUUCAUCUACUACCAAAUUCGCUGUGAAAAUAAUGAGACAUGACUAUGCGGUGUAAACCCUUGGAAUAGAUUUCUUUCCAAAAGAGGUAUAUAAUGUAGAACGUUAUUCUUAACGCACGCGAACGGAAAAACGUGAAGCUAUUUUUCUCGAUUUUAGACAAUAAUACAGUUUAAGAGAUAACAUAUAUUUUGAGAGCGUCAAUUUAAGAUCUGAUAUAAUGGAAACUGUCUCAAUUUUUUACGAAUUUUAUAAAAGCCUUUUAAAUAUAUCCAGAUAUCUUACUCACUUAAUAUAUGUGUGCAUUCUAGAAGGAAUGUGCUAUUAUUACUUUAGGCAAUUUCUUAUGAGAUGUGGUUAGGAUAUUUACAAACUGCUUUGCUAUCUGCAAACACUCGUUUUGUUGCCUUAUUGGCAUUUUUUUAGAUCUCAAUGCUAUUUAGUCGUGUUUAAAAAGUAGUUUGUUGAUUAACCAAUACAUCGAGUUCUUGAGCAAUACACUUAAGUUAUAUUUAAAUGAUCUGACUUCUAUUUGGAAAUACUAUGAUAAUGUAUUUGUGCUAAUUUAUAUCCUUAAAUCUCUGAGCUUUCUCAAAAACAUGUUGCAAAAUUGGUAAGAUUUUUUUUUGAAUCUCAACCUUACCUAAAUAAUUCCAUAAUGUGAUUUGUUACAACACGUUUUGGUAUUUCCUCUCAUUGCUGAAACGAGAAUCUCCAAAGUUACAGGAAACUCUAACCCAAUAUUGUUUGUAUUUAGCUUUAAUGCGUUUAGUUCUUUUAUUGCCUAAACGCAGCAAGUAUUUUCCCAGAAAGUUAUCGUGUUAAUUUACAAUAAGAUUAAUCAUAUAAAAUGAGGUGGUUGUAUAUUCUUUUCUUCUGUGAUUAUAAUUAAUAUUUUUCUUGUGGUUUCUUAUACAUAAGUGAAAUAUAAUAUGUAUUUAUAUA
Molecule: messenger RNA, 6148 nt
Organism: Dendroctonus ponderosae (mountain pine beetle)
Lineage: Eukaryota; Metazoa; Arthropoda; Insecta; Coleoptera; Curculionidae
Gene: Dlg5
Product: disks large homolog 5
Exons: 24
Coding region: 192-5087 (1631 amino acids)
Molecular function (GO): protein binding
Source: RefSeq, a predicted model, not a curated record